Lachancea meyersii CBS 8951 is the source of this 837-nucleotide messenger RNA. The record is from the annotation of a GenBank genome assembly. Lineage: Eukaryota; Fungi; Ascomycota; Saccharomycetes; Saccharomycetales; Saccharomycetaceae.
AUGUCUAUCAACGACUAUCUCAGUAAAACGUACGGCUCAAAUAAUCAUAAGAAGUCGAAACGUAAGAAGGCUGUCAGUCAGAAAAGUCCCAGUUUAGAAAUUGUAGAUUCUUUCCCCAGCACUGACACAGCAAGCAUUACAAGCCAGCAAACUCUGAGGAACGAGUUUGUGUCUCGUUCAGAACCAGGAUCAUCAUCAAUUAAAAAGAAGGGCCUUUGGAAAAAUCUUAGCACGAACGAAGUUUCGGUUCGAACUGCUCAGACGAUGACUAAGAAGGGAUCUUCAUCUCCCAAAAAACAAGUUGGAAUCCAGUCUGCUGAGGACGUUAGACGACACACAGAGGUCAAGGAACUGGAGGCCAAAAAUCUGAUCGGAAAAAACCCCCAAAACGAAGAAACGGUUUACAGAGAUAGUCAGGGCCGAAAAAUUCACAAUUACCAUGAACAUAUGUCACACAAGAUCCAGGAAGAAGAGCAGCGACGAAAGCAAUGGGACCAGGAGCUACGCGACCUAAAUAUGGGAGAAAUACAAAAAAGUGGUAUUUUGGACUCUUUGGGAAACAUCAAAAAAAUGGAUCUCAGCGACACGAAAAGCGAAGAUCCUCUCAAUGCUUUUGAUCCUAUUGCAUCACAGAGCGCUGCUAACGCAUGCCCAAAAUCACCUCUGGGCAGAAAGUUGUACAGUAAAAUUAGCCCCGAAAACAGAUUUGGGAUACAGCCUGGUUGGCGCUGGGAUGGAGUGGACAGGUCAAAUGGUUUCGAACGCAAAUGGUUUGCCAAACAGAACGAACUUAAUGAGAAAACGAUUCAAAGCUUUACGUUGCAAGAGGACGAGUAG